CAACUUUCAGCAGCCUUGUUUAGCUGGUGCAUUCCGCCGUACCGUUGCUUUUCCUCAUUAGUGGCGCACUCCCAGCCUGACAGAUCUUUCAAGCAGUCUAUCAGAGCUAGCAACCUGCCGUAUGGUCACCAUGCCGGUCCCUAUGUCUGCCCUCAGCCAGGGGCUGGCAACAGAGGAUUGGCAAGAAUUUGUCGCCUGGGACGGCAACGGAGAAUUGUAUGAUGAGUUCUUCCAAGGCGACGCCAGCUUUGCCAGCACAUCGGCCGGGUACGACGAGAGCUUCACUUCGAACGGUUAUGCGCAAAGCGUUACAUCAGAGCAGCAGUGCGAGCCUUCAUCGGCAACAUCUAUAGCUGAUGGACUUUCUUCCUUUGAUUAUGUUCUUUCAGCCGCGCCCUCCGUUGUGGGCGACCCUUCGCCGCUCGGUCAGGGGCACUCGUGGCUGAAUGGAUCUCCAUCAACAACUGCGACAUCCCCGCUAGUAGGCCGGGAUCCGAGUGCGUUCCAGGGCCCUUUCAGUCUCUGCGAGGAUAACCUGUCUCCUCAAAGGACGACCACAUCGUCACCCUUUUUCGGCAGUUUAGGUUCGCAUAGCUCAUACCACACGGCGUCGGCUUCUUUAUUUAAUCCUCAUAUCGCCAGCUCUCCGCAUGCCUUCAGCAACCUCGAUGUUUCUGCUUCUCAGGCUUUCUCCAAUGUCGGUACCUGGGUAGAGACACCCAUCGAGCCGAUUCCGGAGCUUGACCAUGGGGGCGCUGUGCCCAUACCCAUACCACAAGCCGGCUCGCAGAGCUUCAGCAAUACCUUUUCGUCUCGUCCAUGGUCCUCAGAAAUGCCACAGCAACAAGUUCGUCCCCGAGCAAUCACGAUUCCACAGUCUAACCGUCAUGUUCCUGCGAUGGCGUCUCAGCAACAGACUCACCAGGUGCCUCCAAUGCUCUCCGUGUCUCCAGUUGCAACGCGUCCUCCCAGAAGCGCCCCUCUUUCCAGGAGCAUUUCGAAAAGUGAGCCACGGCGCAGUAGGAAUAAAAUGGGUACACCAUCUCCGACGACGAAGGCCCUCGGAUGGGUGUCAUAUCAACCAAACCUUCAGACCAAUAGACUGGUGGCAUCCGGAGCGGAAGGCAAUCGGGGAAGGCGUCCAAGGGGCCGGGUCGGACCCCUAAGAGCCGAACAACGCACCCACGCUGCUUACAUGAGAAAAUUCGGCUCUUGCUCUAAUUGCAAGAGGCGUAAAGAGAGAUGUGAUGAGGGCAUCCCAUGCAAAUCCUGCCUUAAUUAUUACAAGGGCGACCUCAUCAACCAUCCGUGCCGCGACCAGCUUUUAUCCGACCUCUCUGGCACAUUUCUCGCUGAGCGCUUGGGCUGGCAUCCUACUGCUCGAGCAGUCAACUCAUUCAUCGCCGCCGACAGCUAUCACGUCCUGACUGGCUUCAGCUAUACUCUCCCGUUAAACUUUGGCUUCGGACCAGAGCUUCGCUUGCCGGUUCAUGCGCUCCAGGUCGAGGACGCAGAUGCUCUAUGCCACGAGCAUGUCAUAUACUCUUGGCCACCGAGCUCUUCCUCGGAGGAGAUGCAUACGCACGCCGUCCUUCCCGCCGUCCUCACGCACGAAGCUGAAUCCAACUUGCAGGAUACUUUGGACGCCCACUUAUUGCUUCUGGUCAAGCAUGAUGCCCACUUCCGUUCGUUUCCACUCUUCCGCUCGCCACUCCGGAUACUCAACCAUGUUUACAUCUUCUUCCGCUCCCUCCCUGUCAAUACGCCGUAUUCGCACCUUCUGCAACAAGCGCUCAAGCUCCUCGUUCUCGUACAUAUCGGCGGCGAUCUUACACUUCCUCCACCUUCCACUGACCUGAACCUCGCUCAGCUAGUCCGCACGAUGAUGACCAUCUCUGACGCCAUAACUCCGACGCCCUGCUUUAUCCGCGCGCAAUUUGGUUCCGUCAUGCCUUUGCUCGCCCUCCGUCUCAUGAAAGAAGUCCUCUUAUCCCUGGAACAGCUCGUUCUCAACCGGGAAUGCCAUGAAUGGCCCUUCGCGCUCGCAACCCUCAUCGUCGUGUUGAUGACUGUCGAGUCAAUCCAAUACCAUGCCGCCAAACGCCCCUACCACGACGUCUACGGUUCUGGCGUAUCGCGUUCAAAGCUUGAGCAAGACAGUCAGGUUGAUGAUGAGGGUGUGGAGUCGCUUCUGAAGUUCUACUCCGCUUGCUACCCAGGCUGCCACGCUCGCCUAAAUCCUGAAUGGCAGGGUGAGUCUAGCUCGCAUUCAAGCAGCUUGAAUGCCUCCACCAUGAACCCGGAAGACAGAUUCGUGGAGAACGUCCGCGAGGCCGCGAAACGAGCCAGUCCCGGUGGUUACCUGGACAGAAAGGCAAGUGAAGAGAAGCGGGUCGAUGAAGACAUGGGGUUCUUCUUUGAUAGACUUGUUGCACGCCUUCUGGUCAUGAAGACAUGAGAUUCUCCUUCCAGAUGUUUUCUCGGAUGCCGGUGCAUCUUGCGUGCCCUAGCAUUCAGCA
Molecule: messenger RNA, 2519 nt
Organism: Trematosphaeria pertusa
Lineage: Eukaryota; Fungi; Ascomycota; Dothideomycetes; Pleosporales; Trematosphaeriaceae
Exons: 2
Coding region: 122-2458 (778 amino acids)
Biological process (GO): regulation of DNA-templated transcription
Molecular function (GO): zinc ion binding; DNA-binding transcription factor activity, RNA polymerase II-specific
Source: RefSeq, a predicted model, not a curated record